AUGUCGAGCCCAUUGUCUUUAUUAGCGCUCUGCGCCACGCUGGCCGCAAGUCUCGUGAUUUUCCUAGUGUACAAGAUCGAAGUUCACCCACGUCUCUUCAACGCGUUUCGACAUCUCCCCACAGCCAGGGGUGGACUACCAUUCCUCGGCCAUGGAUUCCUCCAGUUCACCAAUCCCCGUGGUCAAGCCUAUCUGGACAUGGCCAACUCUAUACCGAACCAGGGCUUGAUUCAUUUCUAUGGGUUCAUGAACGUCAGUCAUAUCCUGCUAGUCAGUAAUGAGGCCCUAUCUGAGGUACUGGUUCGUCGCGCAUAUGCUUUCACCAAGCCAGCGGUAGCUCGACGAUUGCUCAGCCAAAUCCUAGGACCAUCGCUUCUCAUCUUGGAAGGCGAUGAGCAUAAAUAUCUCCGAAAACGUAUCCAGCCGGCCUUUGGCCAUCGAAACGUCCAAGAUCUUUGCCCACUUUUUUGGUCGAAAGCUAUUGACAUGGUGGAAACAAUGGAACAGUCCGCUGCUUCACCUGACUCAACGGACUUUGUAGUGGAUGUCCUGCCUUGGGGCAACAAGGGUACCCUCGAUGCCAUCGGUUUGGCGGCAUUAGGAAAGGAUUUCAACACACUACGGGAACCAAAUGAGCUUACCGAUUUAUAUGAGCUCGUGACUGGUAGCAAAGAAGGCGUGCGUCUACUGUUCAUUGCCAAUGCUUUGUUGCCGGCCUGGUUAUUAAGACUCUUACCACGCAAGUUCAACCGCGAUAUCGAGGAUGCUCGCAUCAGGCUGCGACAGCUUUGCAGUACCUUUUUAGAAGAGAGAAAGAAAGAAGUCACUGAAGACAGUGGCCAAAAGGCGCUCUUACUGCAGCUCAUACAAAGUGGAACACUGACGGAUGACGAACUUGUUGGCCAGCUCUUGACCAUCAUCGGUGCAGGGUACGAGCCAACUUCAGCGACUUUGACCUGGACUCUCUGGCUGCUUGCCACCCAUCCAGCCUGGCAAGACAGUCUCCGUGCCGAACUUCGCAGCCACAUCCCCUAUCGCUUCUUCGCCAACGACGCAGAAAGGUUUACUGAAUUCGCUACCCUCGACACUCUCCCCAUCCUCAAUGCCGUCGUGAACGAAACGCUCCGUCUCAUGCCCACCUCGCCCAUCACCUCGCGCGUCGCCACAGAAGACACCACCGUUCUCGGCACUGCCAUUCCAGCUGGAACACGUCUUUGGAUCGUUCCCGCUGCCAUGAACCGGUUUGCAUCCUUCUACGGCGAAACGGCCGAUGCAUUCGAUCCAGGCCGAUGGAUUGAUGAAGACAGCGGCCGAGCUAACAACCAUGGUAAUGCCCAUACCAAUUAUGCUUUCCUUACUUUUCUGCAUGGACCGCGGAAGUGCAUUGGAGCGGGAUAUGCCAAGGUCGAAUUACGAGCUUUCAUCGCCGCCUUUGUGGGUAGCUUUGAGUUUGAGAUGGCGGACAAAAGUUAUGUGCCUCAGCCUGCGGGUAUUACGGCUGUCAAGCCACGGGAUGGUUUACCCUUAAGACUGAAGCGCACAAAAGCCUGGUAA
Molecule: messenger RNA, 1554 nt
Organism: Alternaria postmessia
Lineage: Eukaryota; Fungi; Ascomycota; Dothideomycetes; Pleosporales; Pleosporaceae
Exons: 3
Coding region: 1-1554 (517 amino acids)
Molecular function (GO): oxidoreductase activity, acting on paired donors, with incorporation or reduction of molecular oxygen; heme binding; monooxygenase activity
Source: RefSeq, a predicted model, not a curated record